Centropristis striata (black sea bass) is the source of this 1794-nucleotide messenger RNA. It is a transcript of the gene sars2, whose product is annotated as seryl-tRNA synthetase 2, mitochondrial. The record is from RefSeq and is a predicted model, not a curated record. Gene Ontology annotation, molecular function: tRNA binding; ATP binding; serine-tRNA ligase activity. Lineage: Eukaryota; Metazoa; Chordata; Actinopteri; Perciformes; Serranidae. Gene Ontology annotation, biological process: mitochondrial seryl-tRNA aminoacylation. Gene Ontology annotation, cellular component: mitochondrion. Bases 1 to 1569 code for a protein of 522 amino acids. The transcript is spliced from 16 exons.
AUGGCGACGCGCUUCGGCAUGGUCGCAAGAGCUGCAGGCUGUGCUCUGGCUGUGUUAAAGCCGGGAGGGAGACUCUGUUUACGGCAGAGAACCAGCCUGUUCCUCUCCCCGGGCCGCUGGGCGCACGGAGCCCGCAGCAGCCUCUACCAGCACGGCCUGGACGGAUACAGCGACAAGCCGGAGCUGGACAUGAGACCCGUCUGUGAGGAGACCGACAAAGUCAUCGCUAAUGUGGAGAACAGGAAGGGAGAGCUGCGGGGGGACGACGUCCGGAGGAUAGUGUGUGUGUGGCAGGAGCUGCAGGCGGUGAGGACGGAGAUCUCUGGUCUGGAGCUGCAGAAGAGACUCAUCAGUGACACAGUCAAAGUAUUAGUGGCCAACAACGACAAGAAAGCCCUUGGCAGUCUUCCAGAGUACAGCCAGGCUCUGCAGACGGGCCGAGAGAUCCGCAUCAGACUCAAUGAGCUCUACUCCAGAGAGACGGAGCUGGACCAGGAGCACUACGGCCGGGCCCUCCGCCUGCCCAACACCUCCCACCCUGAUGUGCCAAUUGGAGAUGAGAGCCAGGCGAGGGUGGUGGAGCUGGUUGGACAGAAACCAGUUUUUGACUUUAAGCCCAGAGGCCACGUGGAGCUGGGGGAGGAGCUAGGACUCAUCAGGCAGAGACAUCUAGCUCAUGUGUCAGGUCACAGGUCUUAUUAUCUGAGGGGGGCCGGAGCCAGACUCCAGACCGCUCUGCAGAACUUUGCCCUCAACAAACUGCAACAACUGGGCUUCAUUCCCAUGGUGGUGCCUGACAUGCUGAAGGGGGCCGUGUUCGAGGGCUGUGGGAUGCAGCCUAACGCCCAUCGCUCCCAGGUCUACUCUCUGGACCCGGCCCGCUUCCCAGACCUGAACCUGGCCGGGACCGGAGAGGUCGGGGUGGCAGGUUAUUUCAUGGAUCAUGCAGUAAACUGGAAGGACCUGCCUGCCAGGACGGUGUGCAGCAGCACCUGCUACCGCUCAGAGACGGACACGGGGAGAGAAGCCUGGGGGCUCUACAGGGUCCACCACUUCAACAAGGUAGAGAUGUUUGGAGUGACCGCAGAUGAGAGCGGAGCAGAGAGCACUCAGCUGCUGGAGGAGUUCAUCUCUCUACAGAAAGAGAUUUUCUCUGCACUGGAACUACACUACAGAGUACUGGACAUGCCAACGCAGGAACUGGGUCUUCCAGCACACCGGAAGUAUGACAUCGAGGCCUGGAUGCCUGGGAGGGACAGCUAUGGAGAGAUUUCCAGUGGGUCCAACUGUACAGACUACCAGAGCAGACGGCUCAACAUCCUGUAUGAGAGAGAGGACGGCAGCCUGCAGUACGCCCACACAGUGAACGCUACAGCGUGUGCCAUCCCCAGAACCAUCAUCGCCCUCCUGGAGACCCACCAGACCAAAGAGGGAACGGUGCGUGUCCCCCCAGCCCUGCAGCCCUUCUUGGGCCUGGAAGAGAUCCAGAAGCCAAAGGAGACUCCGCUGAGGUACAUCGGACCCAACCAGCACAGCCGACCCCCCAGACCUGCUCCCAAGACCACAUGACACAGACCCGAGCCCCGAGGUGGGAGCCACUCCACUUACAGACUGCAGAUAUUCAACAUAAAUGUUUUUUAAUGAUCUCCACUGUUGGAUCAGACCAUACCGACAGACUGUAAAUAUAUUUAUGUCUUGCUUUGCUUAAUGCCAUGACAUUGUGAAUAAAAGCCAGAAUAUGUGCUGCCCAGGACCACAAUAAGGAAUAACCAAUAAAGAUUAAAAAAAAAGCUU